Molecule: messenger RNA, 2793 nt
Organism: Aureobasidium subglaciale EXF-2481
Lineage: Eukaryota; Fungi; Ascomycota; Dothideomycetes; Dothideales; Saccotheciaceae
Exons: 3
Coding region: 1-2793 (930 amino acids)
Biological process (GO): protein autophosphorylation; phosphorelay signal transduction system
Molecular function (GO): phosphorelay sensor kinase activity; histidine phosphotransfer kinase activity
Source: RefSeq, a predicted model, not a curated record
AUGGAAAGAGACGGUAUCCCACUCGGGCCUGCAUCUCCAGAUGGAGUAGACUGGACCCAGGAUAUUCCAGAUAGUGAUCAUGCCCGCUUCUUCAGAUCUUUCCCGUGGCAUUACACGUCGCUUGGCCCUGUCGAGUCUUGGGGAGUCACACUUCGUCUCUAUACGUACCAAGUCUUUGCUGACAAUCGUCCCGGUUGCAUUUAUUGGGGUCCGGACAAAAUCGCAAUCUACAAUGAAGCUUUCGUUGAAGCUGCCGGACGCUCUCACCCUUUCCUGAUGGGACACGGUUUUGCAGAGGUAUACCCAGAGAUCGUGGACAACAUCAUGCCCGUCUUUGAUAUGGCAACGCAAACGAAGAAAGCUGUCCCAGUAGUGGAGAUUCCUCUGAUGGUCAAGCGAAAUAACUUUCUCGAGGAGACAUUUUUUACUGGCAACUUCAAUCCUCUUCGCGGAGACGACGGACGAGUCCAGGGAUUUUACAACUCAUUGGCCGAGGUCACCAGACAGAAAAUUACUGACCGCCGACGAAACAUGCUGAAUUUGAUUGCUGCUCUUCCGGAAGGCUGUACCUCUGACACUAUUGGGUCUCAUCUUAUCAGUUGUUUCCGCACGAAUCCAUUGGACGUCCCCCUGGCUUUAGUCUGGUCGUCGGAAAAUCACAGCGCACCUUCGACCAAAGGUUCUCAGAAAAUCAAAUUAUCUGGAAGCAUUGGAAUACCGGAAGACCACAAACUUGCCGAAGGGCAAGGAUCUCUCGAUAGCGAGGAGGGCAUCUACCCCCUCCUGCAGGCGGCAAGGGACCAUCCGGUCACAUCGCCAUGCGGGCCAGAAUUUGACGGAGUGCAAUGGCAGGGCUUCGAAGAACCAUCACAACACAUCUGCGCUAUACCAUUGUCGAACGCUGGCCGCCCGUAUGGCUUCUUGAUGAUCGGAACCAAUCCAAGGAGGCCGAUCGAUGACGACCACGAACAAUUUAUGCGCGAUCUUUCGUCACAGCUGUCCUCGUCUAUAGGCUUCCUAAUAUCCACAGAGGAGUCGACAGCACGCCAGUCCCGUCUGGAAACUAAGUUGGCUGCUAGUGAACACCAUAUGAGAUACAUGGCCGACCAUCUGGACAUUGGCCUUGAACAUCUAAGUCUGGACGGGAACGUCCUGUGGGCCAACGAACACUACUUCAAAAUCAUUGGGCAGGAGCCCACGUCUGGAUUUUCAGAGCUGCAUCUGCCUUUCAAAGCUCAUGUCUUGGAAGAAGAUCAAGCAAAGAUAUUUGCCGCAUGGGAGGCGGUAGCAGCAGGUGCCCCAACCUACACAACUGAGUUCCGGAUGAACAGACUGUGGACUCCACCACUCGGACCUCCCAUACCCGCGACUGUACUCAUCUCGGCUGUUCCAUACAAGGAGGACGGAGAGAUCAAGUCCGUUAUGGCUUGUAUGACGGAGGUGAGCCGUCUGAAGUGGGCCGAAGCAUGGCAAGCUCGCGCUGCCCAAGAAGCUCAAGAAGCCAAACGGCAGCAAAGUGAGUUCACCGACGCGAUAUCACACGAGGUCCGCAACCCUCUAUCGGCUAUGCUGCAAUUAGCCAAUGGUAUUGCUGCGUCGCUGGACGAUCAUCAGGACUCGGACGCCACCGCGGACCACUAUUUGCAUAUCAUACAAGACAACAUAGAAGCAGCCAAGACGAUCAUCUUUUGUGCGGACCACCAGAAAAAGAUCGUGGACGAUGUCCUUGUCUUGUCAAAGAUGGAUUUCAUGCUUCUAUCUUUGUCGCCAAGCCCGGUCAAGCCUCUAGAUCUUGCUGAGAAUGCUGUGAAGAUGCUUCAGGCCAACAUCACUGCGGCAGACAUAGACAUGAAGAUUGAGGCACACAAGUCAAUCGAUGAGCUAGGACUCAAUUGGGCACUGUGCGAUCCUCUGAGGGUGACUCAAAUCCUGAUUAAUCUUCUGUCGAACGCGAUCAAGUUUACAAGGUUGGAGCGCCAUCGCUGCGUGACUGUUCGAUACGGAGUAUCACUGGAAGAGCCAAAGGACUCAAUCGGAAUGGGCCUUGUUUGGGCAGAUUCGAAACGCCAACACGAAGACGUCACUUUAGCAGAAGAAUGGGGAGAUGGCGAGCAGAUCUAUCUAAGUUUCUGCGUCACCGAUACUGGACCAGGAAUGACCGAAGAAGAACGUUGCCGACUAUUUCAAAGAUUCCAACAAGCAAGUCCCAAGACUUCAAUCAAGUAUGGAGGUAGCGGACUAGGGCUCUUCAUAUCCCACACACUUUCCGAGAAGCAAAAUGGAAGCAUGGGCGUAGUUUCAGAGCCAGGACAAGGAAGUACUUUCGCUUUCUACAUCAAGGCUCGCCGCAUGCCGAAUCCACCCACACCGUCUUCGGAACCAUCUCUCAGAUUGACACAAGAACUGGAUAAUUUAAUCAAUCAGGCGAUCUUGAAGAAACAACUGGUGAAAGCCGGCUGCAUCGUCUACGUCGCGAACCAUGGACUGGAGGCACUGGAAACAUUACGCCGCGCUGACGUGUGGGAAGAAGCAGCUGGUGCUGGUCACAAGCUAGAUAUCGUAUUAAUGGAUCUGGAGAUGCCAGUCAUGGAUGGUCUUUCCGCCUGCAGGGAAAUUAGGUCCAUGGAAGCAGCAGGCAAGUUGACGAGGCACUUGGAGGUGAUUGCGAUCACUGCAAACGUGCGAAAGGGACAGGUUGACCGUGCGCUGGCUGCAGGAAUCGACGCGGUUAUGCCGAAGCCUUUCUUGGUGUCCGAUUUGCUCACAACGAUCAAGGCGCGACUUGGAAGAUGA